AUGAGCUCAGAAGAGAUAGGAAACAGAAUCCUAAGACUAAAUUUCAAUCAGCCAAAUGAGCGAAAUAUAAACACUCUUCUUUCAGUCGGCACCACAAAAGGAUUCAGGGUUAUUCGUCUUGAAGAUGCCAAGAUCAAUUUCCGAUGUGAUUCAGAAACAGCGCUGCAUUUUCCUGGAGGAAUUUCCACCCUAAUCCAAAUGUUCGAAAGCCAGCUUUUUUGCAUUUCAGGAAGCUCCAUAAACUCUUGUUAUCCUCCAAAUAUAGUCUAUUUUUGGGAUGCAAAAGACGGAGAAAUCAAAACAGAAGCAAGAUUUCGAUCAGAAGUUAAAAAUAUUUUAUUAUAAAAAUUUACUAUAAAUAACACCUCAUAGAUUUUUCUUGUAUUUUUAUGAUAAAUUCAUAUAUAAAAGAUAUAAGAAAAGAUCAUUGUAUUAUUGUGCUGAAAAAAAUUGUAAAAAAUAUUUAGACUUAUGUGUAUUUAUUGAACUCUUUAAGACCGAUAGCUUCAAUACCUACUUGUGAUAACGAAAAAGGUGUUGCGGCGAGCUCGUAUGAUAAAGACAAAUUUAUACUUGCUACGCUAGAUAUGAAUCCAGGAUAUAUAAAGAUUACGAAUUUUGAGACUAGAGAAACUAAGCAAGCACUUAUCCAUGAAAAUCCAGUCGUCCAUUUAAGCUUAGAUUACUCAGGAACUUAUGGAGCGAGCGCUAGUGAGCAAGGCACUAUUAUAAGAGUCUUCGACUGCAAUACACUUGAAAUAUUGCAUGAGCUGCGAAGGGGAACUAACCCAGCCUUGAUUUCUUCAAUCACUUUUAGUCCUGAAAAUAAAUAUUUAAUAGCAACAAGCAACAGAUUUACGAUUCAUCUAUGAAGACUUGAAAACCCUCAAAGCAGCUCAGUAACUGGGAUGUUUAGUAAAUAUCUUCCCACAUAUUUCCAAUAUGAAAGGAGCACUUCAAAAUUGACUUUAAAUCCUGACAUCACUUGAACUUGUCCUUUAUCAAUCAGUGUUGGGCCAGCUGCUUGUUUUGUGAAUAAUGACGAAUUCUGUGUUGCAAAUUUAGAUGGAAACUUAUAUAAAUGCAAAAUCAAUGAAGCUGAUUUAAGUAUGAAAGUAUAUGAAGUAAAGCCAUUUUUAGAUUUUAACGAAAGCAUAGUCGAAGGCGAUAGAGAAUGAUCAUCUUUUGAGUAG
Blepharisma stoltei is the source of this 1193-nucleotide messenger RNA. NCBI's taxonomy places the organism in Eukaryota, Ciliophora, Heterotrichea, Heterotrichida, Blepharismidae. The record is from the annotation of a GenBank genome assembly.